AUAACCAAUUGCAAUUGUGUCAAUAAUAUUUAUCGAGAGCAUCAUCUCCAUCCCCCCAAGCAAUCAAACGCCGCUGUAAUCAAAUGGUAUUUGUUGUUAUGUUUUGAAAUUCGCGUUGUGAAGGAAGCGAGAAAUUCGACAAAACCAGGUCGUGCGUCAUAUUUGGAAUUUGGAGCAGUUUUUGAAGAAUUGAAAUGGAUAACCAAUACGCUUACAGACUGGUGUUUCUCGGAGAAUGGUUCCAAGAAGAGGCUUCUAUGUCGCGAGAUUUUUCCAUUUUCUAUUAUCCAUCCGAUUCAGCAGUUGAGAUAUUCGACCUAAAGACAAAGAAAACCUUCUUAAAAAGAACUCGCGUUGAUUACUUGUCGGAAAGUGAUUUCUUCAUUGGAGCGAGGGUUAAUAUAUUUGGACGCCAAAUCACAAUUCUGGAUUAUGGAGAUGCAGCGACUAAGAAAAAACUGGCACACUUUAGAGAAAGAUCUUUCAUGCUGAUAAAGCCGGAAGGUGUUGAGCAUUUAGGUAGCAUUCUCAAGCUCCUUCAUCAAAGUGGAUUCCGUUUAAAUAAUGCUCGCAUGGUACAAUUCCAAACAAGAGAUCCUGCUCGGCUUUUUGAUGAAUCCUCUGUAUAUAGACUAGCUAUGGAAUCAAUGUUAUCAGGGCCUGUGGUUGGAGUAGAAGUAGUGGCAGAUAAUGCUGUUGAAAAGUUGAAAAAUCUUGCAGGACCUGAAGAUCCUGAUCAAGCAAGGCAGGAAUCUCCCUGUAGUAUUCGAGCACUCUUUGGGUUAAAUAAAGUCAAAAAUGCCGUUCAUGUAGCCCAAACGGAAAAGGAUGUACAAAACGAAACGUCGAAAUUUUUCUAUUCUCCAGAACCAUUUAAAACAACUGAAGUAGUUGAACGAUCUACCUUAGCUGUAAUUAAACCACAUAUUUUGAAAAGUGGCGAAACAGGAGAUGUUAUAUCUGAAAUAACUCAGAAUGGGUUUAGAAUCACGGCUUUGAAAAUGAUUCUUCUAGAGCGACCGAAUUGUGAGGAAUUUUACGAGGUAUAUCGUGGUGUGCUACCGGAUUUUGUGCAAAUGGUUGCUCAACUUUCUUCUGGAUUAUGUAUGGCUUUGGAGCUAGUCACAGUCGAUGAAAGUAAAGAUACGCAUGCUGAAUUUCGUAAAUUUUGUGGCCCUAUGGAUCCGUCCGUGGCGAUUCCCCUUCGACCUAAUACUUUACGAGCUAAAUUUGGAAAGACAAAGAUUCUGAAUGCUGUACAUUGUACUGAUCUGCCAGAGGAUGCUAUACUUGAGGUGGAAUAUUUCUUCAAAAUCUUAGAUUAAUGUAAAAUAUAUUGUAUAUAGCAAUUUUCUAUUCCAAGGAAGACAUUAGCUUUAUUUUUGAUAAGUAAUGUAUUUUCACUAUAAUAGUAAUCUACUAACAGAUUGUAAUAAAUAAACAU
Molecule: messenger RNA, 1444 nt
Organism: Hermetia illucens (black soldier fly)
Lineage: Eukaryota; Metazoa; Arthropoda; Insecta; Diptera; Stratiomyidae
Gene: nmdyn-D7
Product: nucleoside diphosphate kinase 7
Exons: 9
Coding region: 195-1325 (376 amino acids)
Cellular component (GO): centrosome
Molecular function (GO): ATP binding; nucleoside diphosphate kinase activity
Source: RefSeq, a predicted model, not a curated record